Messenger RNA from Arachis duranensis, 2049 nucleotides. RefSeq names its product probable polyamine oxidase 5. The transcript has a single exon. Lineage: Eukaryota; Viridiplantae; Streptophyta; Magnoliopsida; Fabales; Fabaceae. Gene Ontology annotation, molecular function: polyamine oxidase activity. The record is from RefSeq and is a predicted model, not a curated record. The coding region runs from base 1 to 1761 and encodes 586 amino acids.
AUGGUGGNNNNGCUCUACACUGCAACAGCUUCAAAGGACUUAUUUGAGCUCUGUGUUGUUGAAGGUGGAACAAGGAUUGGUGGCAGAAUAAACACCUCAGAGUUUGGUGGUGACAGGAUUGAGAUGGGUGCUACUUGGAUCCAUGGAAUUGGGGGUAGCCCAAUUCACAAGAUUGCUCAAGAAAUCCAUUCUUUGCACUCUGACCAGCCAUGGGAGUGCAUGGAUGGGGACUCAGAAGAGCUAACCACCGUAGCUGAAGGUGGAUUCCAGUUACAACCCUCCAUUGUUGAUCCUAUCACUAAACUUUUCAAGCAUCUCAUGGACUAUUCCCAAGGGAAGAUGAAGCUUCUCACUGAGCAGGACAACACUGGCUAUUACCAUAGCCUUGCUGCUAAGGCUUUCAGCAUGUCAAAGGCCAAAAGUGGUUCUGGGGGACUUAGUGUUGGUUCUUUUCUCAGAGAGGGCCUUGAUGCUUACUGGGGUUCAGUGAUGAAGAAGGGGCAUGAUGAUUAUGAUGAUGACGAUGAUGAUGAUGAUGAUGAUGUCAAAGGGUAUUAUGGGAACUGGACAAGGAAGUUACUUGAAGAAGCAAUCUUUGCAAUGCAUGAGAACACUCAGAGGACAUACACAUCAGCUGGUAACCUUAUGAGUCUGGAUUACAGGGCUGAGAGUGAAUACAUAAUGUUCCCAGAUGAAGAAAUCACAAUUGCUAAGGGCUACUUGAGCAUAAUUGAGCACUUAGCUUCUGUGUUGCCACCAGGCCUAAUUCAGCUAGGUAGGAAAGUCACUAAGAUUGAGUGGCAGCCAAACCAGAACCAGAACCAGAGGGACAUUGAUGAAGGAGGGAGAAAGGUUUGUGUGGAGAAUGGUGGUUCUUGUUGUUCUUGUUCUAGGCCUGUGAAGCUACAUUUCAGUGAUGGUUCUUCUAUUUCUGCUGAUCAUGUCAUUGUCACUGUUUCACUUGGGGUGCUAAAAGCUGCUAUCCGUGAUCAUGAUAAAGGUGAUUCAGAUUCAGGUAUGUUCUGUCCUCCUCUUCCACCAUCAAAGGCUGAGGCAAUUUCAAGACUUGGUUUUGGCGUUGUUAACAAGUUGUUUAUGCAAUUGAGUCCAACACAACAAACACAAACACAAACACAACACCAUGUUAACCACAAAGGGUUCCCUUUCUUGCAAAUGGCUUUCCAUUCACCUCACUCUGAGAUGAGGCACAAGAAAAUACCAUGGUGGAUGAGGAGAACAGCUACCCUUUUUCCCAUAUACAACAACUCUACGGUCCUGUUGUCUUGGUUUGCUGGGGAGGAAGCACUAGCACUUGAAUCACUCAAGGAUGAAGAGAUCAUUAAUGGGGUUUCAACUACAGUCUCAAGCCUCCUAUCACAUUCCCAGUGGCAGAAAGGUUCAGAUUCACAUAAAUUGUGCAAUGGGAUUGUUAAUUCUUCCGAGGAGAGAUAUCAGGAAAAUGAAGUGAGAUUCAGCAGUGUGAUGAAGAGCAAAUGGGGAACUGAUCCACUAUUCUUAGGAUCAUACAGUUAUGUUGCAGUAGGAUCAAGUGGUGAUGAUUUAGAUACAAUGGCUGAGCCAUUGCCAAAAGAUAGCAAUUGUCACCCUUCAGCCUCAUCAUACCCUCUUCAAAUUUUGUUUGCAGGGGAAGCAACUCACAGAACUCAUUAUUCUACAACUCAUGGAGCUUACUUCAGUGGCCUUAGGGAAGCCAAUAGGCUUCUUCAACAUUAUCACUGUGUUGGGAUUUAUAACAACUAGUAUCAUUAUCGUUAUUAUUAUUUUUGGUUCCUUUUUUUGUUUUUAUCAAAUUUUUAACAUUAAUCUCUAUGAUAUAAUUCCCAUUUUCAUCUUAAAACAUCUUUGUUUCUCUUUAAGGAAAGUAGUGAGUGAAUGAGAGAAAUCAAAAUUAGAAAGAGUAGCAAGAUGAAUAGUGAGAUGUGGACAUUUAGCUGUACUGCUUGAAGUAAUUCUUUCUCCCUCCCCCCAACCCAACCCCAGUAUUUAUUUCUCUUCAUUUAUGAGUGUAGCUUCUUUUCGUUUGCUUCC